Molecule: messenger RNA, 1047 nt
Organism: Meira miltonrushii
Lineage: Eukaryota; Fungi; Basidiomycota; Exobasidiomycetes; Exobasidiales; Brachybasidiaceae
Exons: 5
Coding region: 1-1047 (348 amino acids)
Source: RefSeq, a predicted model, not a curated record
AUGUCUGUGGGGAUAUUGUCCUUUGCAAACCGUGUAAAAGCCACUUCAACAGAAUCAGCGCCUAGUACAAACGCGCAUGUUGGAAUGAAGCGAGAACGAUCAUUUGAUUUGAAUAAAGAAUUGACACCAGAAGAUUCUGAAGAAGCAUUCACAUCACCUGCUCAACUGCAAACUGUCCAAAGUGAAAAGACUAGACGUUACAGAAGGCGUAAACAAGUGCAGUUGUCUUAUGCGACUGAAAAAGAUAAAUGUGACCAUGAUAGAAGAUGUUUGCAUUGGAGUACCCUUACGAUGAAAGAAAGGAAAGCGGCUUCUGAUAGAAAGCGUUAUCAUUCAAAGAGCAACGAAGAGAUAGAUGAAAGAAAUAGAAGAAGAAAUCUGAAAAACAGUAUGCUAACAGAAGAGGAGAAGAGGCGAAAAUACGAUAUAAACAAUGCUUAUCGCAAAAAGAAAAGGCUCGCAAUGACUGAUGAAGAACAUGCUGAAGCUAGACGAAAAGAGGCAGAACGAUCGCAAAGGAGGCGUGAUGCAAGAAUCGUUACCCAUACCGCUGGGGUGAAACGACAACGCUCAUUUGAUCUAAACCGAGAAGUAACACCAGAAGACCAGGAAGAAGCGCAAGAUGUCAAAGAAGGCGAACUUAUCAGUAAAAGACCUCAUAAAGAGGGGAAGCAAAUUAUACUCUCUUAUGCGAUAGAAAAGGAUAAAUGUGAUCAUGGUAGAACAUGUUUGCAUUGGAAUGAUCUUUCGUAUAAAGAGAGGAAAGCGGCUCAUGAUAAAAGACGUUAUCAUUCGCAGACCAAAGAAGAGAUAGAAGAAAAAAAAAGGGAGAGAAUUGUCCCACGAAAACGAUUGCUGUCAGAAGAGAAAAAGAGGCGAAAACAAGAAAUGAACAAUAUUUCACGUAAAAAGAGGAGGCUUGCAAUGACUGUUGAAGAACGUGCUAAAGAAAGACGAAGAGAAGCGGAAAGAUCGCAAAGCAGACGUGAUGCAAGAAAACUUCUUGCAUUGACACAAAAUACGCAAGCGAAAGGUAAGAAUCAAUAG